Molecule: messenger RNA, 1042 nt
Organism: Nanorana parkeri
Lineage: Eukaryota; Metazoa; Chordata; Amphibia; Anura; Dicroglossidae
Gene: TFPI2
Product: tissue factor pathway inhibitor 2
Exons: 6
Coding region: 134-856 (240 amino acids)
Biological process (GO): negative regulation of peptidase activity
Cellular component (GO): extracellular region
Molecular function (GO): serine-type endopeptidase inhibitor activity
Source: RefSeq, a predicted model, not a curated record
UGCUACACAGCUUAGGGCUUCCCCCUCUCUCUAUAAAAAGUUUGCUGGAAGUUCACAAUUCAUUCCAGCUUCAACUCCGCCUUAAGCAAGCAAUUGCUGUGCUAAGUCCAGAGUCCAGUCUUCCUCUCCAGCAAUGCUUUCUAUAGUCCACCUUCUGGUUCCUGUCUGCUUCUUGGGACAAGUGGUGACGUCUUCAGAGCAAGCUGCAUCUCGAAAAAACAUCACCGCAUGUCUUCUUCCACUAGAUGAGGGGAACUGUCGGGGUCUCCUCCCCCAAUAUUAUUAUAACCGGUACACGCAGAUGUGCGAAGAGUUCUCCUAUGGAGGCUGUGAUUGCACAAACAAGAACACCCUGAUGACAGAUAGCAGAACUGUCAUCAUAGUCAGUACACUACUAGAGAGCAGAGCUGUGGACAGUUGUCAGGGAAAAUGGAGCAACUGUGCAGAGGUCCCCAAGAUAUGCAGGAUGGAGGUGGAGCCAGGACCUUGCCGAGGCUAUAUAAAGCGUUAUGCUUACAACUUGUUGACAAUGAAGUGUGAGCUGUUCAUAUACGGUGGCUGCUAUGGCAAUGAUAAUAACUUUGGAAAUGAGGCUUCCUGUCUGGAGUCAUGCUCACCCAAGAGGAAUGCUCCCAGCUUCUGCUAUAGCCCCAAGGAUGAGGGGUCAUGCUCUGCUUCUGUCUCCCGCUAUUAUUUCAACAUUGAGAACAAGUCAUGUGAAGAGUUUCAGUACACAGGUUGUGCAGGAAACUCCAACAACUUUAUCAGGCUGGAGGACUGUAUUAAUGUGUGCAAGAAAGGCAAUAAAAAGCCAAGGAAUAAGAACCGUAUCCGCAAACCGAAGAUACAAUCCUGAGCAAAGAUCGGGGAAGAAAAUUCUUUUAUAUGUUCACAUGUAUGCACUUUUUAUGGCUAUCGUCGGACAACCGAGAGCUGCGGAAGAGAACUUAACUCAUAAAACAGCCUAAAAAAAGGGGGAACUUUUAUGUCCGGCAGUAUAAAACCGCAUAGUAUAAAAGAUCUUUUUUUUGUUUUUUUUUUC